GAUAUUUUUGUUGUUGUUUUCUUCAUGUUUUAAUUGUAAUUCAAAUCUCUGGUUUCUUCAGGAUGAAUCUGAAUUUAGAGACAAAUUAACUCCCAUUACUAUUUUUAUGGAAUAUCGUUUGGAUUACAGAACAGCUGCAGAUGCAACAGGAUUGCACCCUAUCCUCAACCAGUUCACUCCUGCUAACAUGAGCAGACAGGCGCAUAUUCUGCUGGAUUGUGGUGAUGAUAAUGUCUGCAAACCAAAGCUGGAGGUUUCAGUAGAAAGUGAUCAGAAGCAGAUCUAUAUUGGUGAUGACAAUCCCUUGACACUAAUAGUCAGUGCUCAGAAUCAAGGGGAAGGAGCCUAUGAAGCAGAACUCUUUGUCAUCGUACCGCCCCAAGCAGAUUUCAUCGGUGUUGUUCGUAACAACGAGGCUUUAGCAAGACUAUCAUGUGCGUUUAAAACAGAGAAUCAAACUCGCAUGGUAGUUUGUGACCUGGGAAAUCCCAUGAAAGCAGGAACUAAGCUUUUAGCUGGCCUGCGAUUCAGCGUGCACCAGCAGUCUGAAAUGGAUACCUCUGUGAAGUUUGACUUGCAAAUCCGAAGUUCCAACCUGUAUGACAAUUUAAGUCCAGUAGCAUUCUAUCAGGCUGACCUUGCUAUUUUAGCAGCUGUUGAAAUUAGAGGUGUGUCAUCUCCUGAUCACAUAUUCCUUCCUAUUGCAAAUUGGCAGCCAAAGGAGAAUCCAGAAACGGAAGAUGAUAUUGGGCCUCUAGUUCAGCAUAUCUAUGAGCUGAGAAACAAUGGUCCAAGUGCAUUCAGCAAGGUGAUGAUGACUCUACAGUGGCCUUACAAAUACAAAAACUAUACACUGUUGUAUAUUGUUCAGUAUGAAAUUGAUGGUCCCAUGAACUGCACUUCUGAUAUGGAAAUCAAUCCAUUGAAAAUUAAGAUUUCUGCUUCUAAAGAUGAUGAUAAGAAUGAAACACUUAGCAGGGAAGAUAAUCGCGAUCAUCGUGUCAGUCGAAGGGAUGUAACUGCCAUUGAAGGAGAUGUGCAUACUUUGGGCUGUGGAACUGCUGAUUGUUUAAAGAUCGUCUGUCAAGUUGGCCACCUGGAAAGGGGAAAGAGUGCGCUACUGUAUUUAAAAUCACGCCUUUGGACCCAAACUUUCAUGAAUAAAGAAAAUCAGAAUCACUCCUAUUCUCUCAAAUCAUCUGCUUCUUUCAAUGUUAUAGAGUUUCCUUAUAAGAACCUUUCCUUUGAAGAUAUCCACAAUUCUACAGUAGUUACUACAAAUAUUACAUGGGGCAUUCAACCACAGCCUAUGCCUGUGCCGGUAUGGGUUAUAAUUUUGGCUGUCCUAGCAGGAUUAUUGCUUUUGGCUGUUCUAGUGUUUGUUAUGUACCGGAUGGGCUUUUUCAAACGUGUGAGACCACCUCAGGAAGAACAAGAAAGAGAACAACUGCAACCACAUGAGAAUGGGGAAGGAACGUCAGAAGCUUAA
Cariama cristata (Red-legged seriema) is the source of this 1489-nucleotide messenger RNA. Its product is annotated as integrin alpha-V. Gene Ontology annotation, molecular function: integrin binding. The transcript is spliced from 14 exons. Gene Ontology annotation, cellular component: external side of plasma membrane; integrin complex. NCBI's taxonomy places the organism in Eukaryota, Metazoa, Chordata, Aves, Cariamiformes, Cariamidae. The record is from RefSeq and is a predicted model, not a curated record. The annotation marks the transcript as partial. Gene Ontology annotation, biological process: angiogenesis; cell-matrix adhesion; integrin-mediated signaling pathway.